GAGCUCAGUGCAAACUUGUAUCUGUGCGGGAGGUGUGUGUGUGUUGAGGCUGCCACGUUUUCGACUUUGUUAAUGUUGUUAGCGUAUGAUAUAUAUCAAAACUUAUACAUAGUUAUAUAUAUGGUUAAAGUGUACAUAUGUCUUGUAAUAUAGCAAAAUUUUAGUGUGAAUAAUCCCGUGAGAUGAUAUAAAUUUAGAGCGGCAUCCUAGGCGUGCGAAGGGUUUGUCUGUCUCUCAAGGUUAUCCUCUCGUCUUGGGGCCGCUGAACUUCAAGAACAGAUGUGGGCGUUGUUGUGAUCCAGGCCCGGCACUAGCACUCAGCGUUAGUCUUCCACCGCUCCACCACACCUAAGAUGCCACUCAGUCCAGGUGAGGACACAGAACAAGAGGAGGCGGGCGUGAUGUCGACGCACAAAAACACCUCGGCGGCGUUGUCCCUCCUGGAGCGGAUACAACGUUCCAUCAAGGAAUCCGAGGACACGAGGCUGUCUGACCAGUGUAGUAAUGACCUCAACACGCUCAUCUCCGUCCUUGAGAGUCCCGUCUUUAGGGGCAUCGUUAUUAUACAGGAUUCACUGAAGGAACUGAAGAAGCAGGUGUUGCAGCACCCGUCCAUCGUCCCUCGUGACUUCGAUAUCACGGAGGACGGGAGGCUGGUCCUUCGUGUGGCGCAGGACCCCCUCCACUUCGCCCCUGCCGCCGCCUACCCUGCACCCGCCGCCGCUUCUAAGACUGCACUCAUUACCCAGCUCGAUGGCCCCGAUGUCGUUCCCAGCAAGGGCGCGGAGAGCAUAGAGCUGAAGGAACUAGUGCACGUCAAGGAGGAGGCGCAGGUGGAGGAUGAGUUGAUGGUGGAGAAGAAACUGAAGGAAGAACAGGAGAAGUACGAGGAGGGCGACGAGGUGAAGGAGGAGGAGGUGGAGGAGGAUGAUGAGGAUGAAGGACACCCACCAAAGUCAAUCACCAAUCCUACACUUGACCAGGAGCUGCAGAGGGCCAUCCACGUGGCCGCGCAGGGCAGGGAUGUCCACCAUAUUCAGCUGUUCAAGCCUGAGGGCAGCAGUCUGGGCUUCAGCGUGGUGGGCCUCAGGUCGGAGAAGCGAGGCGAACUGGGCAUCUACGUCCAGGGCAUCCAACCGACAGGAAUCGCCGCUAAAGAUGGGCGGCUCGAGGAGGGAGAUCAGAUUCUGGCUAUCGACGGGCAGGUGUUGGACUCUUACAUCUCGCACCAGCAGGCUAUAGGCAUUCUGCAGAAGGCCACACGGCUUGUGGAUCUGGUGGUGGCCCGCGCGCCGCCCCUGGAGAAGCAGCCUGACAGUGGUGCCGCCGAGCAGAGCCAGGACACCCAAGAUACCUCCCUCACGCCCUCCCAGGCUCUCCCCUUGCAGGAUCAGCCCGCUACAGACAUGCUGAACACGGAGUGGGCGCAGGUGGAGGUGAUUGACCUCAUCAACGACGGAUCCGGCCUCGGCUUCGGCAUCAUCGGGGGCAGGUCGACCGGCGUGGUGGUGAAGACCAUCCUCCCUGGGGGCGUGGCCGACAGGGACGCGCGCCUUCAGUCCGGAGACCACAUCCUGCAGAUCGGCGAAGUGAACCUGCGCGGCAUGGGGAGUGACCAGGUGGCGGUGGUGCUGCGACAGUCUGGCAGCCACGUGCGCCUCGUGGUGGCCAGACCUAUUGAGCCCACCUCCCCGGACUUCCAGGUCAGGCAGGUCGGAAGAUCAGCCCCCAUCGUUGAGACCCGCGUGCUGAAUGAUCCUGAAGAGCUGGACCGCCGUCUGAGCCUACUGCAGAAUGGUUACACCCCCGCCUCGUCUGCCAUCCCCACCCUCGCUAUCAACGCCCCUGCUCCCACCACCAACGGCCAGCCCGCUCCACCCUACACCAAUGGAGAGCAGCCCGACCUCCUCAACAGGGAGAAACUGGCGGGAGAAGUCACCACAGUCACCACAGAAGCUCACCUACACUACCAGCAGCCACAGGUGGAGGGCGAGGGCGGGUCGUCUGCCUCGUCGCUCUCGCCGCCCGUGGGAGCAGGCGGCCCGCUGACGGACGCCCAACAGGAGCCCUGCGGAGGCGCCCUUGAGGAGGAGGCCCCGACGCGCACCUACACCGAGGAGGAGCUGAGCCUGCUGGCCGAGGAGGGGCUGCCCGAGAUGGAGACUAUUGAGCUGGAGGUGACCAAGGACCACCAGGGCCUCGGCAUCACCAUCGCCGGAUACGUGUGUGAGAAAGAAGAGCUCUCAGGAAUCUUCGUCAAGUCUAUCAACGCUGGCAGUGCUGCGGACAGGAAUGGACAGAUACAAGUCAACGAUCAGAUUGUCGAGGUGGACGGUAGGAGCUUGGCCGGGCUGAGUAACCAUGCCGCAGUGGACGUUCUGCGCGCCACUGGCCAGAUCGUGCACCUCCGCCUGGCCCGCUACCUAAGAGGGCCCAAAUACGAGCAGCUACAGCAGGCCAUUGCCAACUCGGAGCUCAAAACGACACCCACGACUCCCAACCCGCCGAGAGCACCUGUGGGCAGAGGCAGCCUGAAGCACAGGUCCCGCGGCUCCCUGCGAACUGCCAUCACCCGCCAGGCCAAUAUCGGAGGAGCUCCACGGCCCACCAGCCUUGUUCCUGUCCCUGCCGCUCCUCCUCCUGGCGGCGGCGGUGGCGGAGGUGUCGCCCAGCACAGCGCAAACCAAGUGAGCCGCAGCGACUCCUCUACACCCCCAAAACCGCUGCCUCGUCGCCCCCGCCCGCAGCGACCCUCUCGUCUUGGAGAUCUUCCGAGCAGCGAGGCGAUCUGCUCCGCCCUCGGGGAACUGGAGAGGGGCGAAGAGGAGUCGGUCCUGGAGGCCAUCAACCCAGCACUCUCCCCACCUACCUCCUCAUCAACAAUCAUUGCCGAUGUGCCUACCUUCCCCUCCAUCUCCAGCCAGCCCUUGCAGUCUGCCGGGCUGCCCGCUGGUAUCGCUUCCUCCUACGCGACCACCACCAAUGUGCCUCAGCUAUCAUCCGCCAUCCCUCAACUCUCAUCUGAUGUCCCUCCAUUGUCCUCCGGCAUUAGUUCCGAUGUUCGCCUUGAAGACAUUGAGUUGAUGAUUGAUACCAACUAUUCGGGGGAUCUUCGGCCCUCUGUCGAGAGUGCCAUCCAGCGCAAGUGGUCAAGAAUCGUCGGGCCAGAGUUUGAUAUCGUGGUUGCUCAGCUUAGCAAGUUUGAGGAGGGUGGGGGUCUGGGCAUCAGUCUUGAGGGGACCGUGGACGUGGAGGGGGGCCGGGAGGUGCGCCCCCACCACUACAUUCGCUCCAUCCUCCCUGACGGACCCGUGGGCAAGAACAACCGCCUCUGCAGUGGUGAUGAGUUGCUGGAGGUGAACGGCCAGAAGCUGCUUGGGCUGAACCAUGUGGAGGUGGUGGGCAUCCUGAAGGAGCUGCCUCGCUACGUGCGCCUGGUGUGUGGCCGCCGCGCCCCUGGAGCCCCACCACCCCUGCACCCUAUUGAUGCCCCCACCGCUGACAGGGACACCUUUGCUGCACGGAACAUCCUUGGUGGAUCCCUCCAGAACCUUAUCCCUGGCUCAGAACGACUGGUAAAGGCCAAGUCUGAUGGCUCACUGGCUUCCUCGGCAACUGCAGCCACCAAUGACAACUCCUUCAACAGGAUGAAGAGCCGCAGCCUGGAGCCUCUCACUGGCCUGGCCAUGUGGAGCUCCGAGUGCCAAGUGAUUGAGCUCACCAAGGGUGACAGAGGCCUGGGCUUCUCCAUUCUGGACUAUCAGGACCCACUGAACCCUCAGGAGACUGUCAUUGUGAUCCGCUCGCUAGUGCCGGGAGGCGUGGCCGAGAAGGACGGCCGGCUCAUCCCCGGGGACCGCCUGGUGGCCGUCAAUGGCACCAACCUGGAAAAUGCCACUCUGGAUCAAGCAGUGGCAGCCCUCAAGGGAGCCCCUAAGGGAACUGUGUCUAUUGCCGUCGCCAAGCCCAUCAGUGUGUUGGAGUCGACUGGCCAGAUUCGGUCCCCUGACUCAGAUGAUCCUACCGGGGCUGCACAUCCCCGAAGGAGCCUGCUGGACGCCAUCCUCGGGGAGCUGGGAACGCCCCGGGACACGGACAGUCAGCUGCUGGACCGCUCCCUCGAGGACGACCAGGAGCUCAACAGGGGCGAGGCCAGCGAGGACGACCUUCCGGACUACGACAAUGACCUCGACGACUUCUCCGAGGAACAAAUGUACAGCGGCCACAGGCAUUCUGGGUCCGUUUUGUCGAGCGAGUCGGAAGUGCCACCCCUGCCCCUCACCUCACCCCCCCACACCCCCGCCUUCCCCACUGACGAGGAGGAGGAGAUCACAGAGUAUGAUAAUGAGGACUCCUCACAGGAACUGCUGAGGUGUGGCGGGCCAGAGGGGGAGGAGGUGGAGGAGGGAGAUUUGUCAGUCUCCCGCGAACCUCCCAACCUCACCCUCAACCUCGCGUCGCCCCCGAACCUGGUACCCCCGGACACCCACGGGCCGGGGGAGGUGGUGUCCCCUAUCAACGUAUACAAGGCCUCUGUGUUAAUGGUGCCGGUCGCCACGGAGAGACUGAUUGGCAGCGGACCCUCUACAGCCCUGACUCCCGCAGCCUCCAGCACCCCCCUCGCCUCCGCCCACGCCGCCCACCACCACGCCACGCAAGGCGGUGGUUCAGGGGAGGAGGAAGGAGGAAGCCCCCAGUCCUCGCCUUUGCUUCCCCGCUGGGUGGCGCAUCCCCCUGUCCUGCCGCGGGAACUGGAGCGAACCAUCAAGAUCAAAAAGGGCGCAGACCAGAUGGGCAUCAACAUCGAGGUAGUGGACCAGGGAGUGAACGGUGUGGUCAUCUCCUCGCUGGUGAGAAACGGGGCGGUGCACAAAGACGGGCGCUUGCAUGCCGGUGACUUGAUCCUGAGUGUCAACAAUGAAUCUAUGAGGAACAUCACCAACUCGCAGGCCCGCGCUAUCCUCCGCCGCACCCAGCUAGUGAGCACAGACGUGAGCAUCCUCUACAUCAGAGGACAGGACGCUGCUCAGUACAGGGAAGCCUCUCUGCUGCACUACCGUGACGGACAGCAGCAGCAACAGCAGCAACAGCAGCAGGCAUUACAGCAAGGCCAGCAGACGCAGCCUCAGACCAGCCCAAGGAUCUUCCCCAAGUACUACAGGUCUCCAUACGUGCCACGAGGGGAGAGCUCCGAGGACGAGGGUGGUGCUGAGGUGGGCACUGACCUGACCCGCUCCAUCACUGCUCCUUCCUUCAUCACCCGGGAUCUGAGGUCACGUGAUCCAAGUCACGACGACCUCAUUGGAUCAGCCGCCAGUCUCCAGCAGGGGCAGCAGACAGAGAGCAGGGCAGAGGGGCGCUCGGUGAUCAACAUAAAGCACGCCCUCAGCGAGACCUUCGUUGAGUCCCUGACUGAGGAGUCAAACAUUUCAUCGGUGCACAUCGGAGGCGAGAAGGACAGGAACCUUGAGGACGGAGAGGAGGGGCCCUUCACCAUCACCUUCAAGAACGUCUCGGCAGCACCGGCAGACUUCAGCACCAGGGUCGGACAGGAACCCGAGGCAGAGGACCACGAGGUUCUUGGGGUGCUACAGGACGACGGUGACGUCACUACCUCAGAGGCACGCUCCAACUCCUCCAGCCCCAUGCUGGAUGGGAAGCACUGGGGCCCAGAGCGCACAGUGGAGGUGCGUCGAGAUGACAAGAACUCACUUGGCAUCUCCAUCGUGGGGGGGAAGGUGGAUCUCAGUUGGUCUGGAUCCUCCGUUACUGGAAUAUUCAUCAAAAAUGUGCUUCCUGACUCCCCAGCAGGCAAGGGUGGCCACCUGAAGACUGGCGACCGCAUCCUUGAGGUCGAGGGAAUUGACCUGCGAGGAGCAACGCAUGAGAAAGCUGUGGAAGUCAUCAAGAAGACCGGGAAUCCUGUCACUUUUGUGGUGCAGAGCCUGGUGCAAUGGACACCCGGCAACUCUGCCCCCGGCUCGCGCGAUGUGAGCCGCCUGGGCACCCGCUACCCCAACUCCAUCACCCCGGCCAGGACUCCAACCCCAGAGCUCAUCCAGGCCAGAACUCCACUCAGCGAGGUCAGCUCAGUGCAUCAGCGGCCAAGACCUGCUGGAAGACCCUACCCCCAGGAACCAAGAGCCCCUGUGGCAUCAACAAUACCAGAGACCUCCACCCCAAUCCAUGAAUCGUGUCCAGAGCCCGUGAGAUUUGUGCCAGAGUCCCCUAUCCCUGAACCCGAGGAUCCCGACUCACUGGUCAAUCCGUACUAUUACUACGCCCGUGCAGCGUUGGCUCACUGGCACGUGCGAGCCCAGAGAACUAAGGAGAUUGAGCCGGUGGUGGAGGAUGAUGGAGACAGUAGUGAUCAGGAAAACAGUACAAGCAGUAGUAGUGGUAGUACGGCAAGUCGGAGAAUAUUGCGGUUAAAACAUUUUUGUCCCCAUUAUGGUGUCACAAGAACAAGACCAAAUGGGUCCAAAAUGGAUACCCCCCCCUCAGACACGCCCCUCAUGGACACACCACCCUCUGAUGGUCCCGCCGUGGAGGAGUCAUUGCACGAGGAGCCUCAAAUGCCUGACUUGCCCAGGGACAAGCCUCCACCCAGUGAAUCUUUCAUGAUGGAGCUGUCCUGUGAACCAAUACUAAUAGAAUGUGAAGAAAUUGAAACUGUAAGAACUUACCCGCAAACCAACGGAUUAGUCUAUGGUAGCUCUGUACAAAGUGAAGCGUUGCAAAGUAAUUCUGAGCUUGAUAUGAUACAGUGUAAAGAUAACGAUGUGGCUCUAGACAGUAACAUCAUACAGACCCAAAUUUUAUUAGACGACCUCCCAGUACCUUCUUUAAACGAUCCGGGAGUUGAGGAGUACACGUACGACUGGAGAAAGGAUCCACACCUGUAUCAGGGUUGGUGGUGUGUGGGGGGGUCAGUCAGCGAACACUUGGCAGCCCAAGUCCCCACGCAGCCCGUCUCCCCUUACGACAGUCCUGCUCAUUCUCCCACCAAUACGCCCACCAUCGAGCAGCCUGGCCUGCCUGACAUCAAGAAGCAGGAGAUCCAGGCCAAUCUAAAGAAGCCCCUGAACCGCCGCCAGACCACCGAGGACUCUGACAAUGACCUUGAUGAUGUGCACUACCAGCAAGGUCGCAUUGAGACCAAGAAAGGCGUGGAGAUUGACCGAGCCAGUGCAGGAGCCUUGAGGAGAAGCAAAGCAGAGAAGGCCAGCGACACCGAGGAGGAGGACGAGUUUGGCUACACCACCAAAAAGAUUCAGAAGAAGUAUGCAGACCUCAAGGGCGAAGUGGUGGCGGUGGAGCUGCAGAAGGGCGCCAAUGGACUUGGCAUCUCCCUGGCUGGUAACAAGGAUCGCACCCUCAUGUCCGCCUUCGUCUGCGGUCUCAACCCCAACGGGAACGCUUUCAAGGACGGCAAGAUCAAGGUCGGCGACGAGGUGCUUGAGGUGAACGGCAACGUGAUCCAAGGGCGAUGUCACCUGAACGCCUCCAGCAUCUUCAAGGGCAUUCCAGGGCCCAAGGUGAAGAUCAUCGUGCUCAGGAAGAAGACGGGCCUGCAGGAGAUGGCCAUCAAACCCAUCACACAGUUCCCCGUCACGCUAGAGGAUGAGACACCGGAGGAGAAAUAUGCUCGCUUCAAAGGACUGACCAAUAUUAUUAUGAAGAAGGGCCAGACUGGGCUGGGCAUCAUGAUCAUUGAGGGCAAGCAUGCAGAGUAUGGCAAUGGCAUCUUCAUCUCCGACCUUCAGGAGGGAUCUGUUGCUGCCACGGCGGGACUCCUGGUGGGAGACAUGAUCCUGUGCGUCAACAAGGAGGAGAUGGUGGGUGUUGACUACGACCAGGCCACCAACAUCCUCAAGAAGACCGAGGGUGUCAUCAACAUGUGGGUGGCGAAUGCAGCACGCGCGGCAGGAGGGAAGCCAGACGUGCCUCCCAAACCUGCCAUCGCACCGAAACCAUCACUGCCGGCCAAACCUCCCUCCCUAACCGGGCUGCCUCCCCCGACCCGCCUGUCCCCGUCCCCCAUGGAUGACCCCACUUCUUCCCCUCCCCCUCCCCCACGCCCUCUACCCCUGGACCGCCUGCCUGGCCUGGGUGUAACGUCCAUAUCAUCAACCACAUCACCCUCCACGUCACCAUCGUCACAAUCAUCGCUGCCACCAACAGAGGAAAAGGAAAAGCCUCAGGGAUCUGCUCCAGGAGACAAAGAAGCUUCACGCGCAGUAACACCCGUGGUGGACCCGGCAACGGCAGAGAUCAAGCCUGGCAAGGAGACCACCAUUGAGAUUGUGAAGGAGAAGAUGGGGCUUGGGCUGUCCAUUGUAGGUGGCUCCGACACACUCCUGAAAGGUGCUAUAAUCAUCCACGAGGUGUAUCCUGACGGUGCAGCAGCCAAGGAUGGCCGCCUCAAGCCUGGUGACCAAAUCCUCAAUGUUAACAAUGAAAACUUCCGAGAGAUCACUCACCAGAAGGCUCUCAGCGUGCUGCGACAGACACCCUCCAAGGAAAAGGAAAAGGUGAAGAUGGUGGUGUACCGUGAGGAGGGAACACAGAAGGAGGAGGACUUGUAUGACAUCAUCACCGUCCAGCUCACCAAGAAGUCCGGCAAGGGUCUCGGCCUCUCCAUAGUGGGCCGUAAGAAUGGACCAGGAGUUUUCAUCUCAGACGUGGUGCCUGGCGGUGUAGCUGAGAGUGAUGGUCGUCUCAUGCAAGGUGACCAAAUACUGGAGGUGAAUGACAAGGACCUCCGACAAGCAACGCAAGAACAAGCAGCAGCAAUCCUCAAGUGUGCUCCAGGAUCUGUGUCCAUGAAACUGGGUCGGCUAAAGGCAGGGAAGAAGGCCGGCGCUAAUAACAAUGCCAACAGCACGUGGCCAGUGACAAUAAGCGACAAUUCUCCCGACGUGUCCACCAGCCCCUCUCCCGCCGAGCCUCCCAUCCCCAUACCCCGCACACACCUCCCUCCACACCUGCAAACCCACCACCAACUUCCACCACCACCACAGCCACAGCAUCCCCCGAAGGACCCUCAGGAGCCACUGGGCAUCAGGACAAUCUUGCUGGAAAGGCGUGAUGAUGGGCUUGGCUUCUCCAUCGUGGGUGGCUUUGGUUCCAACCUUGGGGACUUGCCUAUCUAUGUUAAGAGUGUGUUUGAGCGUGGCGCAGCAGCACGGGAAGGUUCCCUGCGCCGGGGCGACCAGAUCCUGGAGGUGAAUGGACAGUCCCUAGCCGGCCUGACUCAUGCAGAUGCAGUGGCUAUCCUGAAGGAGGCACGGGGCUCUGUCGCUCUCACCAUUCUGCCAUCCAAGUAAAGAUGAAGAAGCAAUGUGUGUGUGUGUGUGUGUGCGUGUGUGGGUAAGUAUAUGUGUAUGUGCCAGAGUGUGUGAGUGUGUGUGUGCCUGAGAAGUGUCCUCCAUCUGUCGCUGUUUUUCUUAUUUUGCUGUUUUGAUGUUUCUGGUUGUUGCAAGGAGGAUGCUCUAUACACACACCACGCACUAGUUGUAAGGGUUUGGCGCGACAGGAUAAUCACGCCACCAUGUAAAUUAAGGCUCGCCCAUGAUCCCCCACUAAGCCUGUUACCUUGUUUUUUGGGCCAAGAUGGUGCAGCCACUGAAAGACAGGCUUGCAGUACAUACCAACCUGUUCCCAGCCUAUGGCCAUAUCAUGAAGAUUCAUCCAUUGUAAAUGUUAUCAGUUUAUUUGUGGUGUUCCCCUGCACCCUUCCCUUGCCUGAUGAUUGCAGCUCAUUUCCACAAAAAGCUUCUUCCCCACACCACUGCGAGGCCUUUUGGGGACUGCAGCUUUCCUUUCUGUUCAUGGAUGAUAAUAGUUAUACUGUUUUGUUGUGCUCAGAGUUUGUGUUGAUCCUGGGUACCCAUUCUACACCCCUUAAUACCAAUGUGAACUGAUGAGACAAGUGCAAGACUGAUAUAAAGGUACUCACAGGAACCAGUGUCCAAAAGAAAGACUGGAGAAUAUAUACAAUAUAUACAAAAAAAUUACCCUGAAAUUGUAGUUGUGGAUCGGUUGGGAGCUCCCAGGCAAGGGGCAACCCAAGGCACCGAUUAGUUAUGUUAAUGUUGACACCGGCUUUCAGUCUCUGCAAAAAAGUAGCAAUAUAAGACUAAAAAAAUAAAAAAUAAGCUUAAAUAUGAUGUAAAAGUGCUGUAUACACUUAACAUGACAAGUUUGCAAUGUGUGUAUUUUUAUCACUCAUUCAUUUCACAUCAGAUCAAAAUGUUAAUGUGGAACUUGUCAAUCUUUAUAUACAUUGUACAUUUGUUAAGUUGCUGAUCCAAAUUCUAAAUGUAUAAUUGUUCAAGCAAAUAUUGAGUUAGUUGGUUAGAUUGUUUGCAAAGUUUAUACAGCAUAUCAUGUUUAUAUUGGUAUAAUGUAAUGGCAACCAUGCCAUUUGUUUUCAUAGGUCAAUACCUCUAGCUAACUCUCCAUGUUGUUAAUUGCUUGGUGACUGUGAACCUGGUUAAUCCCAAUGGUGGUGCCGACAUAUUGUUUAAAAAGACUUAUUUAUUUUGGAGUGACAUUAUUUUCCACUUGUACGGUUGGCCACGUGAUGCUUGAGGGAAGCCCACUGUUGGGAUGAACCAAGCUUCCUACAGCUGUUAUCUCUUGUUAAAAGAAAUUACCUCUUGAUUCUGAAAAGAUAAUUUAGUAGGGUUGUAUUAUUCAUCAUAGAAUUUAGGAAAAAAUACAAUGGAAGCCGAGUCAGGUUAAACUGGCGACGCAAAUCCUAGUUUUAUCAUAAUUAGGGCAUUAUUUUGUAAUUAUAACUUGCUUUACGUAAUGAUUCAACACUGCAGUGCGGGACUUGAGCCUUAUUUGUUUAUUGAGAGUCCCAGUGUGUUGGUCAGUUCAGAAAGCGUGAACUGACCAGGUGUUGCCAAGGGAGCGUCGAGGUGAGGCACUAGUGCCGUGGGCGAGGCUGCCGGGCCCGGCGGGUCUGGCGGGACAGUCGCCCACACCAGCAUAAUGUGAUGUGCUAAAGCGAUGGUGGUUGAGCCAGGCAGCUGGUACAGGAAAAGUACCGAGCAGUAAGGUCAAAUGUUUUCUGGCUCCCAUGAACAAGUCUACUUGAAGCAAAUGAACCACCACCACAAGUCUACUAAGCUCAUACUGACAUCUUUUUAUCAUCUAUGCAAUAAGGCAGUAAUAUGAAAUAAAAACAUUUCACAUUAA
Molecule: messenger RNA, 11211 nt
Organism: Portunus trituberculatus (swimming crab)
Lineage: Eukaryota; Metazoa; Arthropoda; Malacostraca; Decapoda; Portunidae
Product: multiple PDZ domain protein-like
Exons: 55
Coding region: 354-9329 (2991 amino acids)
Molecular function (GO): protein binding
Source: RefSeq, a predicted model, not a curated record